CCUGCGCACUGUGGACCCCGCGCGCCCUCUGGGACUUACCCAGCAGGCAACGCUUCAGUGUCGGGUCAAGAUGGCGGGCCGGCCUGCCGUUGCAGCAUCAGGCCGGUGGCUGGACGGUAUUCGAAAAUGGUAUUACAAUGCGGCAGGAUUCAAUAAACUGGGGCUAAUGCGAGACGAUACCAUCCAUGUGGAUGAAGAUGUGGAAGAAGCCAUCAGAAGGCUUCCCGAGAACCUGUACAACGACAGGGUGUUUCGCAUUAAGAGGGCGCUGGACCUGUCCAUGCGGCAGCAGAUCCUGCCUAAGGAGCAGUGGACGAAAUAUGAGGAGGAUAAAUUCUACCUUGAACCAUAUCUGAAAUAAGUUAUUCAGGAAAGAAAAGAGAAGAAUGGGCAAAGAAAUAAUCAUGGAAUCAAUCUGUGGAUGCACUUGUCCUCAGUAUUUUAAUUAUGUUGGUUAAACUUGAAAUGCACACUUUAAAACCAUCUGGGUUUCAAAUAUAUAAAUAAAUGUCUAUUAUAACUUU
Molecule: messenger RNA, 524 nt
Organism: Pipistrellus kuhlii (Kuhl's pipistrelle)
Lineage: Eukaryota; Metazoa; Chordata; Mammalia; Chiroptera; Vespertilionidae
Product: cytochrome b-c1 complex subunit 7
Exons: 4
Coding region: 71-361 (96 amino acids)
Biological process (GO): mitochondrial electron transport, ubiquinol to cytochrome c
Source: RefSeq, a predicted model, not a curated record